Messenger RNA from Dermacentor albipictus, 1399 nucleotides. The record is from RefSeq and is a predicted model, not a curated record. NCBI's taxonomy places the organism in Eukaryota, Metazoa, Arthropoda, Arachnida, Ixodida, Ixodidae.
UAUCAGAUGCGUGCAUGACUGUGCGCCUGUUCCUGACAUGCGCGCUACGGUCGGCCCGUUAUCACUCGGUCGGCUAUAAAAGCAACACUUCCCAAUAAACCUGCGUUCUUCUUGUUCUGGCUAUCUUGCUGUUGUCACGUCCUUCGUGGCACGCAUACAUGGUGUCAGAAGUGGCUACGACGGUCUAGCUUCGGCAGCCGUGGAAGACGAAGCAUGGAACGGCUGCAGGCACCGGAGCCCCUGCGUCUGGCGGGGAACGUCUCGGCAUCGUGGAAGCGUUUCAAGCAAAAAUUUGAGCUCUUCCUGCAAGCAACGGAAGUGAAGGACCAGCCGAAAAGUGAGGCUUCGAAAGCUGCACUUCUGCUGAGCAUCGCGGGUGACGAGGCGCUCGAUGUAUUCAACAAUUUCAAGUUCGAACCGAACGAGAGCAAGGAUGACUACAAGACCUUAAUGCAAAAGUUCGACGCCUACUGCUCAGAGGUGACCAACGAAGUGCAUGAAAGGUACCUGUGUCGCACGAGGACCCAAGCGGAAGGAGAACCGUUCGAAAAAUUUUUACGUGACGUAAAGAAACAAGCCUCGCAGUGCAACUUUGGAGCAUCGCAUGACUCACUGGAGUCCGGGGACGACUUCUGGCAAGGACUACUGGCUUAUCGCUCAGCUCCACUUGAGGACGGGCGAUCUCCUGGUGAACUGUUGCAAGGGAGGCGCCUUCGAGCCAAUCUUCCCGACUUCCAUGAAGUACCCUGCACAGAGGUGAAAAAGCACUGCCAGCACGCACAAGGCAAACCAUUGCCGAAGCUUUCUCGAGGGGACGUAGUACGGCUGCGAGGAACGAGAACGUGGUCCCGGAAAGCGAGGGUAAGAGGCACGCAAGCUCCAAGGUCCUACCAGCUGGUAACCGAAGAUGGGCAAGUUCUGCGGCGCAACCGCAAACACCUCAUACGAACGGAUGAGCCUUAUGAUGAAACAAGCAGCGAAGACGGGGACGACACAACCGAAACGAGCACGCCUGUCGACAACCCUCAGGUACCUGCAAUGCAUUCUUCGGCCGGAUCAACAUCGCAGGCUUCGGAAUCCUCCCGAACGACUGCUGGGGCGCAACAGUGCCCAGCCAACACAGAAGGAAGGCCAACACCGGAUUCGGUGCUGACCCCAGCUCCGAGAAGAUCGUCCCGGAACACUAGACCGCCGCAACGCCUUCGCUAUUACGAGGCAUUUAAUCAAAUUGCUUAACUAAUGUCAAGAGUCUGUUUUGUUUGUUUACAUGGAAGGAUGUAUCAGAUGCGUGCAUGACUGUGCGCCUGUUCCUGACAUGCGCGCUACGGUCGGCCCGUUAUCACUCGGUCGGCUAUAAAAGCAACACUUCCCAAUAAACCUGCGUUCUUCUUGUUCUGGC